AUGUUUUUCCCACUCCCAGACAAUUUUUUCGAAUUGUUACAUUCAAGGUAUGAUCAAGCACUCGCUGAUGGUUUGAUGAAAUUUAACGGUGACGAUGUUAAGAAUGAAUUGCUCGAAGUCAACUUGGGAAAUUUUACUGUAAAUUUACAAUACAGCACCAUAUACUCAUUGAUGCAUAGACCUGAAAAGGGUGAUUUCAAGGCUAAUCCUUUCGAAGAUCCCGAACCUGAGUUGACCAUCGUUGAAAAUUUUGGUGAUAAAAACCAGUUUAGAAUUGUCUACAACAAAUUUCCUGUAAUACCAAGACACAUCAUGUUGUUGACCAAACAAUUCAAACCUCAAACCACACCAUUAUCUCCUGAUGAAUUGGUUGGAAGUUUCACCAUUUUGAAGAAAUUGGAGGAGGUUGACCCUAAUAAUAAGUGGUUUGGUUUUUAUAAUUGCGGAGAGGACAGUGGUGCUUCACAACCUCACAAACAUGUGCAGUUCAUGACUUUACCAGAAGGUUUCAAGGCUUUCCCGGAAACUAUUAUCGAAAAGUCGGACGCUUUUAUCCCAAACACCAAAAGAGAACCCUUGCAAAAUGCCAACUUGCCGUUUGCUCAUUUCAUCGCCAAAUUUCCUUCAUUGGAUGACAUGGUGGAAGAAGAUUUAAUCAUGUACUUCAUGUCAUUAUUGCAAAGAACCUUGACUGUUUUGAGAGAAAAUAAAUCUGAAUCAAUCAGCUACAAUGUGGUUUUCACGACCGAUUAUAUGAUGAUUGUUCCCAGAUCGCAUGGGAAAUAUAAGGACUUGGGUAUAAACUCUUGUGGAAUUUUGGGAUUAUUCUUGUUUAAAAAUGAUGAAUUAUUGGAGACAGUCAAGGAGGAUACCCCAGAAGCUGUUUGGAAAUCUGUUGGUUUUCCAAACACGUCUGGGCAAGAGUCUGACGAAUACCAUUAUUAA
Messenger RNA from Yamadazyma jaroonii, 945 nucleotides. NCBI's taxonomy places the organism in Eukaryota, Fungi, Ascomycota, Pichiomycetes, Serinales, Debaryomycetaceae. The record is from the annotation of a GenBank genome assembly.